Molecule: messenger RNA, 1788 nt
Organism: Dioscorea cayenensis subsp. rotundata (Guinea yam)
Lineage: Eukaryota; Viridiplantae; Streptophyta; Magnoliopsida; Dioscoreales; Dioscoreaceae
Product: hydroxymethylglutaryl-CoA lyase, mitochondrial
Exons: 9
Coding region: 211-1494 (427 amino acids)
Biological process (GO): L-leucine catabolic process; ketone body biosynthetic process
Molecular function (GO): hydroxymethylglutaryl-CoA lyase activity
Source: RefSeq, a predicted model, not a curated record
CACCUACCCAAAGACUCAAAAACUGACAGACAGACAGACAAACAGACAGGCGCUGUUUAGCUACCGAAACUUCUUCAAGCGAUGUCCUUCUUUUGACGCCAUUCAAAGUCCUUUACGUUUCCCCUCCCCAACUACCCCCCAUUCACACCUUCUGCUUGGGUUUCUCUUUCCUUUCUCCGGUGAUCUUCUGAAUUGCUUCGAUUUUCAGCAAUGUCGAGUUUGGAGGAGCCACUGAGUCUGGAGAAUUUUCCAAGCUUGAGUGUUGUUGGGAGGCUGCAAAGAGUUACUUCUGAUGCUUGUAGACCUAGAGUUGAUGAAGCAGAACUUGAUAAUUGCAUGGCUGAAUGCAGGCAGUGCAGCUCUUCUAACAGCUGCCAAGACUUUGACAUGUAUGCUUGGAGAAGGCAAAAAAGGGACAUGCUAUUCUCAGACACCAUCAAUUUGAGGAGAACAUGCUUUUGUCGGGAUCGCGGUGUAAUGGACAAUGCCUGCCAUUCAUGGUAUUCACAAGAUCGUGGGUAUUGCUCAUCUUGCAAUCACAUGGAAAUAAGAGAUAUUGCUCACAAGUUCUUCAGAGGCUUGCCUAGGUUUGUAAAGAUUGUGGAAGUUGGGCCAAGGGACGGCUUGCAAAAUGAAAAAUCUACUGUGCCUACAAUGGUGAAAGUAGAAUUAAUACAACGGCUGGCUGUCACUGGGUUGUCUGUUGUUGAGGCUACCAGUUUUGUUUCGCCAAAAUGGGUACCUCAGCUGGCAGAUGCGAAGGAUGUCAUGAAAGCAAUCCGUAACACACAGGGUGCCAGGUUUCCUGUGUUGACCCCUAAUCUUAAGGGAUUUAACGCAGCUGUUGCAGCUGGUGCAAAGGAAGUUGCCAUAUUUGCAUCAGCAUCUGAAGCCUUUUCUAUGUCAAAUAUCAACUGCAGCAUUAAAGAUAGCCUUGCUCGCUAUCAAGAAGUUGUGUUUGCUGCUAAAAAACUUGGAAUGCCAAUUCGUGGGUAUGUGUCAUGUGUCGUGGGCUGUCCUGUAGAAGGAGCGGUGCCUCCUUCUAAGGUGGCAUUUGUGGCAAAAGAGCUUUAUGACAUGGGAUGCUAUGAAAUAUCACUUGGUGAUACAAUUGGUGUUGGCACUCCAGGCACGGUCAUUCCAAUGCUUGAAGCUGUCAUGUCUGUCGUUCCCAGGGAAAAGAUUGCAGUUCAUUUUCAUGAUACAUAUGGGCAAUCUCUUGCCAAUAUACUGAUCUCUCUCCAAAUGGGGAUCAGUGCAGUGGAUUCCUCAGUUGCCGGCCUUGGGGGUUGCCCUUAUGCAAAAGGUGCUUCAGGAAAUGUGGCAACUGAAGAUGUUCUGUACAUGCUCAAUGGACUUGGAAUAAAGACCAAUGUGGAUCUAAACAAGCUCAUGGCAGCUGGUGAUUUCAUCUGCAAGCAUUUAGGGCGUCAAUCUGGGUCGAAGACCGUCAUUGCUCUGAGUAAAAUUACUCCAGAUGCCUCCAAGAUAUAGCUCUGAAUUGUGGAGGACAAUUAUAUUCCAAUGAAUAAGAUGUGAUUAUCCCUUUAAAGACUGAUAAAUAAACUAUGUUGUACUGCUCUUUGUAUUAUCGAUCCAGUUCUCGCACUGCAGCCCUGUGAUCAUCCUGUGAUAUCUGGAUGUUCACAUGAGAUGUGACGAGUAAUAUCUUGAAAUAUCGAUAUAUUGUUCUAUUAAAAUCAAUUUCAUAUACAAGUAUAAGUCAUUGUAUCAGUUAUGUUAUCUCCAUGCUUCAAUAAAAAAUUAUUACGGUUUGGUACCUGCAAA